Molecule: messenger RNA, 1359 nt
Organism: Sorex fumeus (smoky shrew)
Lineage: Eukaryota; Metazoa; Chordata; Mammalia; Eulipotyphla; Soricidae
Gene: OPRD1
Product: opioid receptor delta 1
Exons: 3
Coding region: 194-1312 (372 amino acids)
Biological process (GO): neuropeptide signaling pathway; G protein-coupled opioid receptor signaling pathway
Cellular component (GO): neuron projection; membrane
Molecular function (GO): neuropeptide binding; G protein-coupled enkephalin receptor activity
Source: RefSeq, a predicted model, not a curated record
GCGAGCAGGGCGGGCGGGCUCCGAGGGCACCGGCCCGGGGAGGGCGGCCGAGGCGCAAAGGGAGCCGGGCAGCCCCGGCGCUGCAGCGGGCGGCGUCGAGCCGGCGGCCCCUGCCCUGCCCGCGCUCUCGCACCGGCUCUCCGCGCCCAGGGCGCACGGCGGGGAGGGUCGCGGUGCCCGGCGCGCGGCCGCCAUGGACCCGCUUCCCUCCACCGACGCCGCGCUGCAGCCCGCGCUCCUCGCCAACGCGUCGGACGCCUUCCCCAGCGCCUUCCCCAGCGCCGGCUCCAAUGCGUCGGGGCCGCAGGGCGCACGGAGCGCCUCGUCCCUCGCCCUGGCCAUCGCCAUCACCGCGCUCUACUCGGCGGUGUGUGCCGUGGGGCUGCUGGGCAACGUGCUGGUCAUGUUCGGCAUCGUCCGGUACACUAAGAUGAAGACAGCCACCAAUAUCUACAUCUUCAAUCUGGCCCUGGCCGAUGCAUUAGCCACCAGCACGCUCCCUUUCCAAAGUGCCAAGUACCUGAUGCAGACAUGGCCUUUCGGGGAAUUUCUCUGCAAGGCUGUGCUCUCCAUUGACUACUACAAUAUGUUCACCAGCAUCUUCACACUCACCAUGAUGAGUGUUGACCGCUACAUUGCUGUCUGCCAUCCAGUCAAGGCCCUGGACUUCCGCACCCCUGCCAAGGCCAAACUGAUCAACAUCUGCAUCUGGGUCCUGGCCUCUGGGGUUGGCGUACCCAUCAUGGUCAUGGCUGUGACCCGACACCGGGACGGCGCUGUGGUGUGCAUGCUCCAGUUCCCCAGCCCCAGCUGGUACUGGGACACGGUCACCAAGAUCUGCGUGUUCCUCUUCGCCUUCGUGGUGCCCAUCCUCAUCAUCAGCGUGUGCUACGGCCUCAUGCUGCUGCGCCUGCGCACCGUGCGCCUGCUGUCGGGCUCCAAGGAGAAGGACCGCAGCCUGCGGCGCAUCACGCGCAUGGUGCUGGUGGUCGUGGGCGCCUUCGUGGUGUGCUGGGCACCCAUCCACAUCUUCGUCAUCGUCUGGACCCUGGUGGACAUUGACCGCCGCGACCCGUUCGUGGUGGCCGCGCUGCACCUGUGCAUUGCGCUCGGCUACGCCAACAGCAGCCUCAACCCCGUGCUCUACGCCUUCCUCGACGAGAACUUCAAGCGCUGCUUCCGCCAGCUCUGCCGCCGGCCCUGCGGUCGCGCGCAACCCGGCAGCUUCAGCCGCGCGCGCGAAACCACAGCCCGGGAGCGCGUCACCGCCUGCAGCCCAUCCGAAGGCCCCGGCGGCGGCGCGGCCGCCUGAGCGCGCACGGCAGCGGGGUCCGGGAGCCCGGGGCCGCGGACGGGGCG